AUGGACUGCAGUGACCUUGCGCUGCUCCUCCGUCUCAAGGCCCGGAGGAUGACGAGGAUGAAGCUAUGGCUUGACGAUUACCUAGCUUGUGUGGCAUGGGUGGGUUCGCCCUUUGAGAAUAUGCUUCUCGUAGCUGAUGUAUGCACGCACUUGUUUCGGGCUACAAUUCCGUCACCAUCUUUUACUCGCGCAGAUUCGAUACGAGAAAAGUCACGCUUCCUGCUUUGGGUAACUGAGCUCCUCUACGCUGGAUCAAUAGCCGCAUCAAAGUUGGCAAUCCUGUCUUUCUACUGGCGCGUCUUCCGCUAUACCUCGAUCCGCAUCCCUAUUCUUGUCCUUAUCGCUGCCGUGUCCAUCUGGUUCACCAUACGAACAUUCAUGGUGAUAUUCCACUGCGUUCCGGUUCAGGCAUACUGGGACAAGACCAUUACGCGCGGCCGUUGUUUGGUAAAUGCAUCAACGUUCUUCUUUUGCACGAUUCUUAUGCGCUGUCUGAUGGACUGCAUCAUAUUUGUUUUGUCUGUUAUUGAAGUAGCAAAGAUGCAUCUACCAUGGUCUAAAAAGCUCGCUGUUGUCGGCCUUUUUACAGUCUGCAUUGCAUCAGUGUUUAUACUGAUCCAGGCUAUCCACUACGGCCCCGAUACGAGAGAAUUCCCAAAGGAAAUUGCCCUCAGCAUGAUUUGGGGAGGCGUGGAGAUCAAUGUGGCAGUCUUUUCUGCUUGUCUCCCCAUGCUCCGCCCGAUAUUCCAAAUGUUCAUUCCUGGGAUUUCAACUGCCGAGACUAGUCGCCCGAUUAGCUUACCCAGUGUAGUACUCUCGCCGACGCCGUCAAGAGUCAACGAGGCCAAGCAGGAAAAGUCGCGCAGGUCGGUGGCUCAUGGCUUCGUAGACCAUGAAUUGCCUACCGUGUUGAGAGUGCCAAGCAAUGCAUCAGGGCCAGAGAGUCCUCAUCACGCUAGAAAUUCAGUUGAAGGUUAA
Messenger RNA from Fusarium vanettenii 77-13-4, 978 nucleotides. RefSeq lists its product as uncharacterized. The record is from RefSeq and is a predicted model, not a curated record. Lineage: Eukaryota; Fungi; Ascomycota; Sordariomycetes; Hypocreales; Nectriaceae. The coding region runs from base 1 to 978 and encodes 325 amino acids. The transcript has 4 exons.